This is a messenger RNA of Rasamsonia emersonii CBS 393.64, 1008 nucleotides long. Its product is annotated as Alpha-1,6-mannosyltransferase subunit (Och1). The record is from RefSeq and is a predicted model, not a curated record. The transcript has a single exon. The annotation marks the transcript as partial. Lineage: Eukaryota; Fungi; Ascomycota; Eurotiomycetes; Eurotiales; Trichocomaceae. Gene Ontology annotation, molecular function: alpha-1,6-mannosyltransferase activity. Gene Ontology annotation, biological process: protein N-linked glycosylation. Gene Ontology annotation, cellular component: mannan polymerase complex.
AUGCUUCCCUUCCGAAAAGCCUUGGUCGCGGCUGUGCUGCUGAUCGCCUUAGUCGUCAUCCUCCGCUCGUCGCACUCUACCGCUGCCGCCGCUCCCAAUACCGCCUCCACCGCGAAAUCCGACGACGCAAUCGACGACACUGCAAUCCGGGCACCUCCGCAAUCGCGUGCAGACAAGGCGGGCCAUGUCUCUCAGAUCUCGCUAGAGUCUCUCGCCGAUCGGCCCCUGCGAGAACGACUGCGCUACCAGUUUCCCUACGACGUCGAGAGCAAGUUCCCCGCCUACAUCUGGCAGACAUGGAAAUACACCCCGGCAUCGGGCAACUUCGAUGAGAAACUGCGGCCCCUCGAGGCCAGCUGGACGGAACUCCAUCCCGGAUUCGUCCACGAGGUGGUGACGGACGACAUCGCAAAGCAUCUGAUCCGGUAUCUGUACGGGGGGAUUCCGGAGGUGGUCGAGGCGUUCGAAGCGCUGCCCCUGCCCGUCCUCAAGGCGGACUUCUUCCGGUAUCUGAUUCUGCUGGCCCGCGGGGGGAUCUACGCGGAUAUCGACACUCAGGCGUUGCAGCCGGCGACCCACUGGCUGCCCGACGACAUGGACCGACUGUCGGUAGGGCUGAUCAUCGGCAUCGAGGCGGACCCUGACCGGCCGGAUUGGCACGACUGGUACUCGAGAAGGAUCCAGUUUUGCCAGUGGACGAUCCAGGCGAAACCGGGCCAUCCCGUGCUGCGCGACGUGGUCGCCACCAUCACCGAGGACGCCCUGCGCAUGAAGAAGGCGGGCAUCCUCACCAAGUCCAAGAUGGACAAGACGGUCGUGGAAUUCACCGGUCCGGCCGUCUGGACAGAUGCCAUCUUCCGCUACUUCAACAAUCCGGAAUACUUCCACUUCGAGGCGGGGGCCCGCAACGUCACGUACGAGAAUUUCACCGGGCUCACGGAGCGGAAGAAGGUGGGCGAUGUCGCCGUGUUGCCCAUCACCAGCUUCAGUCCGGGGGUUCAGCAGAUG